Hevea brasiliensis (rubber tree) is the source of this 2093-nucleotide messenger RNA. Its product is annotated as thioredoxin H-type. Lineage: Eukaryota; Viridiplantae; Streptophyta; Magnoliopsida; Malpighiales; Euphorbiaceae. The transcript has 5 exons. The record is from RefSeq and is a predicted model, not a curated record. The coding region runs from base 818 to 1270 and encodes 150 amino acids.
AUACCCAUUUUGGCCUUUGGCCAGUAAAUUAAUUUCUCAUAUUUAAACAUUCUUUGUUCUUCUACAAUUACUAGAACCUUGAGGAAAUAGAAACUUCCUCUGUUUUCUGAAAACAAAAACACUACAAAAACUGUUGAGGAGUAACCAAUAACCCUUCACUGGUCAACUGAAUCUUUGAUUUCUAAAAAUGGAAGCAGCAUUUCUAUGAUGCAUUCUCUUUUAAGUUAAUCUGCAAUAGUACUAAAUAUGGCAGCAAAAUGGGGAAGAGCUUGUCAUGGAGAAAUGAAUUUACUAUCGCUUUUAUAUAUCUAAUCAGAAUUAGUCAAAUUUUGCAUACCAAAUUAGGUUCUGUGAUUCUCAUUUGUUUUCCCCUUCUCAGCAAGGGUGUCGGAAUCUGAAAUUUUUAAAUCUGAAACUUAACAAAAAAUAAAAUAAAAUAAAAUAAAAAUAUUUCCAAAAUUAAAGAAAUCUUGGAUGGCUGAGAUUGCUGCCUUUCUUGGGGGGAAACCUAGUUAGUUCUGGAGUCAAAUUUCAGGUUUAGUUUGGCUAAGAAUGCUUAUUGACCAAAAAAAGCAUACAAAAUAGAAGGACAGCUAAGGAGGUCAAAAGGGUAUUUGCGUAUUUGUCAGUUUUUAGAAUAUCGUUAGCCUGAAGAGAGAAACUUGAAAAGGGCCAACAUGCCCCCAUCAGGGUCGCAAAUGCAUCUAAUUUACUCUCUUCCAAUCAACUCUUGAUUCCAAUUUCUCCGUUGUCAAGUUUAAGAGGGUUUCAGGAAGGCACUGCAAUUCUAUCAUCAGGGUUCAAUAGUGGAUAGGCAAUGGGACAUUGUUGGAGCAAGGUUAGCAUGUGUUGCCGUGGUCAAAACGUUGGUGGUGAUGAUAACAAGAGAAACAUUCAGAAUGAGCAUGCAGAAUGUACCUGUAAAAAUAUCCACCAAAUAAAUACCAUCCAGAAAUGGGAGGAAAAGCUAUCAGAAGCCAGCAGGGAUGGCAAGAGUAUAAUUGUAAAUUUCUGUACAUCAUGGUGUUCUCAUUCUAAAUCAAUCGCACCAGCCUACUGUGAUCUUGCUGACAAAUAUCCCUCUAUCAUAUUUUUAAGUAUAGAUACCGAUAAGCUUCCGGAGUUUAGUUCUUCAUGGGAAGUUAAGUCCACUCCCACAUUCUUCUUCCUUAAAGAUGGGCGACAAGUUGACAAACUUGUGGGAGCCGACAAGCCAGAGCUCCAGAAAAAGACUGCUGCUGUUUCUAGUCUUCCAAAUGACUCUAGGUGAAUGACUUUGUCUGAAGUCCUGUCUUAUUAUUCUCCUCAUCAGAUUCUUGGCAGAACCAAUCUUGUGUUAGCACGUAGUAGCAGUUGGCAAAUGUCAUUUCACAAUUUUCCUUGCAUUAUCCAAUCAAGCACACAAGAUAUAGUGGCGUUUGAAGGUUACAAUCAAUCAGAUGCUCAUGAAUCGCUUGUCUGAAGAGACUUCUCCAGCUUCAUUGCAACCUUAGUGUUCUCCAAACAGUUUCCCUUCUGCAGAUCUCUUCGAAACUGCCUAUUCAGGGACUAGACAAAGCCAUAAUUGCAAUGACAAUGGAGAGUGCACAGAAAUGAGAUAAUGUAAAUAGAAGUUCCAGAAGAAGAGAAGCCAGAUGCAAUGCCUGAUCAUUGCAAUUGAAAAUGAGAGUUGGGAAAUCAGGGCACUCAAUCAUCUUAAGGCAAAUGAAGAUAUCGUCAAUCUGGACAAGAAGGCACUAAUUAGCCCCCAAGGGAGCUGCAGAAGAGACUCUGCUAGAGUUGAUGAGUUCUUGAGAAUAUUUGGUAGAAAAUUAUGUAUGCAAGAAAAGGAAAUAUUUUGAUGUAAUGUGUUUUUGUUGAAAAGGAGAGGUUCUCUAUAUUUGGAGCAUUAAAUUUAGGAAAUUGGCUUGUAUGGUUUGGAUUUGUUAACUUGAAGAAGACUUCUUGCCUAUGAAAAGGAGAGUGAUGUGUAGAGAAAGUGAGGGAGAAGAGUGAGUGUGGGGAGAGUUGAGAGAAAAUGAAGAAGAAAAAAAAAUAUUUAUUUAAUGUUUGUAUUGUUUUGUUUUGUCAAUGAAGCUUAUGUUUUCUCUCCA